Caenorhabditis elegans is the source of this 1358-nucleotide messenger RNA. RefSeq names its product Alpha-(1,3)-fucosyltransferase fut-3 (gene fut-3). Gene Ontology annotation, molecular function: 3-galactosyl-N-acetylglucosaminide 4-alpha-L-fucosyltransferase activity; fucosyltransferase activity. Gene Ontology annotation, biological process: glycoprotein biosynthetic process; N-glycan processing. Gene Ontology annotation, cellular component: membrane; Golgi cisterna membrane. The record is from RefSeq and is marked reviewed. Lineage: Eukaryota; Metazoa; Nematoda; Chromadorea; Rhabditida; Rhabditidae.
AUUUUCAGAUGAGGGUUCGGCCAGCAAGUGUCUAUCGAUACCUGCUUCUCGGUGUUUGCGCUCUUCUCGGUAUCUACACAGUAUACUCGAUUAUCGGAUAUGAUGAUGGAUCACACGUUCCAAUUCACAGACCACAACGUCAUCUUUACCUAACAGUAUCUCAGGAUAGAAUCGGUAGCCGUUUUGGGAAACUUGCCCCGAAACGAAUUCUAUACUGGACUACAAUAUUCGGUGCAACUGUUCCUUCAACUGCUCUUUCAGACUGUCCAGGAUUAACGGAUCGUUGUGUAAUUGAUACAAAUCGCCAUCAAUUGGAUUCGGCUGAUGCUGUCGUAUUUCAUGCUGCUGAUAUUUCAAAGUUUCCUCUGCCUGUCUCGAGGAAACCUGACCAAAUUUUUGUCUUCAACUCAAUGGAAACCCCUGAUAAUAGUGGUCGUUUUGCAGUUCCAGAUGGAUUUUUCAACUGGACAUCAACUCAUCUUUACUCUUCCGACGCGAUUCAUAAAUACGGAACAUUUUUGAUUCCAACUCAAAUUGCAGAAAGUCGAGGAUUCAAAGUGCAAAGUUACUAUGUGCAACCGAAAAGACUAGUGAAAACGAUGAAAGGAAUAUUCGGGCUCAUUUCCAAUUGUCAUACAAAAUCAAAAAGAGAACUUGCACUUCAGGAACUCGGAAAACAUAUCAAUGUAACAAUUGGAGGAAAAUGUGCAUCCGAUGAUCGACUUAAAUCUAUUUGUCCUGCUGGAGUAGAGUGCAUUGAUGUAUUCGAGCAGUAUCCAUUCUACAUUGCGAUCGAGAAUACGGUGUGUAAUGACUACGUGACUGAAAAGAUUUGGUCUCGAAUCACCGUUCCAAGCAUUCCAAUUGUGAUGAGACGAAGAGUGUAUCAAAAUAUACUUCCUCCAAAAUCGUUCAUUGCCAUGGAUGACUACAAGAAUCCUUCCGAAAUGGCCAAUCAUCUCAGAUCUCUCGAGGCCAAUUCAACUGCCUAUGGAGAAUAUUUUGAAUGGCGUCAAAAGGGUUUAUGGACUUCUGCUCCUUGGAACGCUCCUGGAUAUCGCAAUGGAUUGUGCCGUGUCUGUGAGCUUCUCUGGAAAGCGAAAGAUAACGAAACAGAAGUUUAUAAAUCGUACGACAACAUUUGGAAAUGGUUUGACAACGAAUCUCAAUGCGAAACGGACGAAUUCGUGCGCAGUUGGCUCAGUGGUUAGAAUUUGAGCCCAUUGGAACUUUCUCCUGAUGUAUAUACGAUUUUUAUAUUGCAACGAUGAUGCUUUACUUAAUUUCUCACUCUCCGGGUUACUAUGCAUACGCCAAACGAUUUAAAUUUGUCAUAAAUAAAUAGGUUGAUAUACAAU